GGUGUGGCCAGUUCAUGCACAGAAUUCCGCAUUGUUUACCUCGCUGCUAAAAAGUUUUUAGCGGAAUUCCAAUUAUUCUCAUAAAUAAUAGUAAACAAAACAUACAAAAACAUGACUGCCGUUCCUCCCCCUUCCAACAUCUCUACGCUGAUGCCUUUGGAACUGGUGGACAAAUGCAUCGGUUCCCGCAUCCACAUCAUCAUGAAGAACGACAAGGAGAUGGUGGGCACUCUUCUGGGAUUCGAUGACUUUGUGAAUAUGCUGUUGGACGACGUGACGGAGUAUGAGAACACGCCUGAUGGACGCCGCAUCACCAAACUGGAUCAGAUUCUGCUCAAUGGCAACAACAUCACAAUGUUGGUGCCUGGCGGAGAGUUGGCGGAGUAGCAAGGUUCCAUUUGUAAACAUAAAUACAUUUGUAAAAUAACAAAA
Messenger RNA from Drosophila santomea, 432 nucleotides. RefSeq names its product U6 snRNA-associated Sm-like protein LSm5. The coding region runs from base 112 to 387 and encodes 91 amino acids. Gene Ontology annotation, biological process: mRNA splicing, via spliceosome. Gene Ontology annotation, cellular component: Lsm1-7-Pat1 complex; U6 snRNP; U4/U6 x U5 tri-snRNP complex. The transcript is spliced from 3 exons. The record is from RefSeq and is a predicted model, not a curated record. NCBI's taxonomy places the organism in Eukaryota, Metazoa, Arthropoda, Insecta, Diptera, Drosophilidae. Gene Ontology annotation, molecular function: RNA binding.